AUGCCGUACCUUCAUUUCGAAAGCACCCGGCGGCGAAAAGAGAUGCAAGAAGCGAUUAAACGAGCAGAGAACAUGCGAUCGCCCCUCUGUCCAAACCUAGGCAAGGCACGGACGUAUGACGAGAUGUUGAUUCGUGCUCAUCUGGCAACUUCAACUGCUUCUCUCCACGUUCGCCGCACAUUAGAUCAGUUCUUCUAUCACAAUAUCGAUACUGAGAGUCGAGACCAAGACCAGGUAGUCUACCGAUAUCAAUUGAAAGGGAAAGAUCAUGAAGACCCAGAGGUUGACCCCAAGAUUGUCAUGGUUGACCAACUAUGGAUGUGGAUACUUGGGAAGGACUUAAUCGUCACCAGCUUCCCUCAGCGCUGGCAGCAACCUAAGAACGAUCCCUUGAAUGUUCUUGAUAGUGUUAUAGAAGAUAUCAACAGCAAGACUCGGGAGCCUGUCAAAUCGGUCUAUGACUUGGCCAUGAUUAUCACAGGGCGUUGCACUGGUGUUUUUGAUCGACACCAGAUGGGAGAUAACGAAUACCAAUUUCUAGAUAUGUUUGAAUCCAGCAUCGGUAGCGCCACGGAUCGAGAGACGAUCUUAUUUAAAGAGUUCAAUGCCGCAUCAGCACAAGCAUCGAUCUGGCUCCAGCAUCACCGGCGAUCCCACGGCUUCUCUCGGUUUAUCGAGCACGGCACGACCGAAGCGGAGAUCAAGCAGGAAGCAAAUUAUAUGAAUUGGGACGCCGAAGAAGAAAAAUUCAAGCUCGAGGAAUUAAUGCGUAAUCCCCCUUUCAUCGACAAACUCCUCGAUAUAGGUCAGGAAACUGAUCUACUCGCCGAAACAAAAGAUAUUCGUGACGAACUGAACAUGAUUGCCAAAGUCCUCGAUGAUCAGAAGAAUGUCUUACCCGAUCUUCAAGAUGCAGUGUGCGAAAUAUACCGCGACGAACAGAAAUCGCAGCAGGAAGUGAAGAAGCGGUUCCGAGACCAGCUGAAAAUGAUAGAGAUGCAUCUCAAAGACAUAGAUCGCAUGGACCGUCAAGCAGAACGCAUAUACAAAUCCAUAACCGAUAUGCUGGACCUCAAACAGAAGCACGCCAAUGCCUUCGAAGCUCGCUUUGCACGCGAUCAGGCUGCUGGUACUGCCAGACAGAGCCAGACCAUCAUGGUGUUCACCAUUGUCACUAUUAUAUUCUUGCCACUUAGUUUCAUAGCUGCCUUCUUUGCCAUCAAUAUCCGCGAAUUCCCUAGAGAAGAGAGUGGACCGAGUCUACCGCUGAGGUAUGUUAGUAAAUACAUGUUUGGGAUUGGUUUCGCUGUCUCGAUACCGCUCAUCGCUAUAGCUCUCAGUCUCGACGACAUCGGACACCUUCUUAGAAGAGCACGCCGAGCUUUGAGUCAGCGACGAUUGAGGAAAGAGAGGGCUAGUCAGCCAGGAGAGGGGAGUCUGGAUAUGUUGGCAUUUGCGCAGGCAAUGAGUAUUGCAAGGAGUACGAGGAAGAGUGUUGAGACGGAGUGGAUUAGAGAGAGGCUUUCGACGAGUACAAGACCGCCUCCUGUCGUGACCAGGCCUGAAAUAAGACAGACGGCUACUGGAUUUAAGAUGAGGAGGGUCAGUGGGGAUUUGGAAAGAGGGACUCAGAUGAGAGACCAGGCUGCGGGAAAGUUGACAUAA
Molecule: messenger RNA, 1665 nt
Organism: Cadophora gregata
Lineage: Eukaryota; Fungi; Ascomycota; Leotiomycetes; Helotiales; Ploettnerulaceae
Exons: 1
Coding region: 1-1665 (554 amino acids)
Biological process (GO): transmembrane transport; metal ion transport
Cellular component (GO): membrane
Molecular function (GO): metal ion transmembrane transporter activity
Source: RefSeq, a predicted model, not a curated record